Molecule: messenger RNA, 4679 nt
Organism: Castor canadensis (American beaver)
Lineage: Eukaryota; Metazoa; Chordata; Mammalia; Rodentia; Castoridae
Source: RefSeq, a predicted model, not a curated record
AACUGUACAAUAGUCAUCAUUUACCUGGUAUCCCUACUUUACAACUGUACCUUGUUUCUGUGCCAGACAUAAAAUGGUCAAAUGGCUCUUUAUUUCUCCUGUAGGACAGUUACCCACAUCGUGCCUCAGGCAAACAUCUGAGGUGCUCCAGCAAAUGGAGCUGGCUGUCUCCUGGUCUGUUAAGCAGUCCAACCAAGUACCUCACGGAGGACUGAACCAGAGUCCAGAGAGUGUGACUGAGCAGCCCAGAGUCAUAAAUGGGCCUCUGAAGGCAGUGCCAGCCUCUGUUGUUCUCUCCUGACAUGAGUCAGAGAUAAGUCUGGGGAUGCCAAGACCUCUCUGGAGGUCAGGCAAGGUGAGGAUCCUUGGUCCUUGGGCUGGGGACUGAAACUGUGGAGUUCUCAGAACAGAUCUCAGAGGCACCCAGCCUCUGAGCCUGGGACGGCCUUGCAGCCUUUACUCUCCUUCUCCAGAGCAGCCAACCCAGUCCAUUUAGCUUCCCACCUAUGGCUAGUGACAGUCACUUGCAGUGCUCUGCCCUCACUAGCAUGCCGCUUUGCACCAGCUGGUGAUGUUGAAUCCUCUCCUGGAUGUCUCUCUCCUGGAUGUUAGUCUCUUUUAGCAGGCUCUGGCAGGCUCUGUGAUGCUGCCUCAGAGAAUUUGGCCUAAGGAACCACCAGCACAGGACCAUGCAAGCUCACGAAUUGUUUGGGUAUUUUCGAAUGCCAGAGCUGGUUGACAUCCGGCAGUACGUGCGCACCCUCCCGACCAACACGCUUAUGGGCUUCGGAGCCUUUGCAGCGCUCACCACUUUCUGGUAUGCCACGAGGCCCAAGGCCCUGAAGCCGCCAUGUGACCUGUCCAUGCAGUCAGUGGAAGUGGCGGGUACCGAUGGCGCUCGGAGGUCCGCGCUCCUUGACAGUGAUGAGCCUCUGGUGUACUUCUAUGAUGAUGUCAGAACACUGUACGAGGGUUUCCAGAGGGGACUUCAGGUGUCAAACAAUGGCCCUUGUUUAGGCUCUCGGAAACCAGACCAACCCUAUGAAUGGCUUUCCUACAAACAGGUUGCAGAGUUGUCUGAGUGCGUGGGCUCAGCACUGAUCCACAAGGGUUUCAAGGCCUCCCCAGAUCAAUUCAUUGGCAUCUUUUCUCAAAACAGACCUGAGUGGGUGAUUGUUGAGCAAGCAUGUUUCACUUACUCAAUGGUGGUGGUUCCGCUUUAUGACACCCUCGGAACUGAAGCUAUCACGUACAUAGUCAACAAAGCUGAACUCACUGUGAUUUUUGCUGACAAGUCAGAGAAGGCCAGACUCUUGCUAGAGGGUGUAGAAAAUAAGUUAACACCGGGCCUUAAAAUCAUAGUUGUCAUGGACACGUACGGCAGUGAGCUGGUGGAACGAGGCAAGAAGUGUGGAGUGGAAAUCAUCAGCAUGAGAGCCAUAGAGGACCUUGGAAGAGCUAACAGAAGGAAGCCCAGGCCUCCAGCAUCUGAAGAUCUUGCAAUAAUUUGUUUCACAAGUGGAACUACAGGCAACCCCAAAGGAGCAAUGAUCACUCACCGAAAUGUAGUGAGCGAUUGUUCAGCUUUUGUGAAAGCAACAGAGGGUGCGAUCAGCCCUUCCCCAAGUGACGUUUUGAUAUCUUUCUUGCCUCUUGCCCAUAUGUUUGAGACAGUUGUAGAGUGUGUGAUGCUGUGCCAUGGAGCUAGAAUAGGAUUUUUCCAAGGAGAUAUCAGGCUGCUUAUGGAUGACCUCAAGGUGCUUCAACCCACAGUCUUCCCUGUGGUUCCAAGACUGCUGAAUCGGAUGUUUGACCGAAUUUUUGCACAAGCAAACACCACAGUGAAGCGGUGGCUGUUGGACUUUGCCUCCAAGAGGAAAGAAGCAGAGCUUCGCAGCGGUGUCAUUAGGAACAACAGCCUGUGGGAUAAACUCAUCUUCCACAAGAUACAGUCAAGUCUGGGUGGAAAAGUCCGGUUGAUGGUCACAGGAGCUGCCCCAGUAUCCGCCACGGUGCUGACGUUUCUGAGAGCAGCUCUCGGCUGUCAGUUCUACGAAGGCUACGGACAGACUGAAUGCACUGCUGGUUGUUGCCUGAGUACUCCUGGAGACUGGACGGCAGGCCACGUUGGUGCCCCCAUGCCUUGCAAUUUUAUAAAACUUGUUGAUGUGGAAGAAAUGAAUUACUUGGCUGCCAAGGGCGAGGGCGAGAUAUGUGUGAAAGGGCCAAAUGUAUUUAAGGGCUACUUAAAGGAACCAGGAAAAACAGCAGAAGCCUUAGAUAAAGAUGGCUGGUUACACACAGGGGACAUUGGGAAGUGGCUACCCAAUGGUACCUUGAAGAUUAUUGACAGGAAAAAGCACAUAUUUAAGCUGGCACAAGGAGAAUACAUAGCACCUGAAAAGAUUGAAAAUAUCUACCUGCGAAGUGAGCCUGUUGCUCAAGUGUUUGUCCAUGGAGAAAGCUUGCAGGCAUUUCUUAUAGCCAUUGUAGUACCAGAUGUUGAGAUCUUAUGUUCCUGGGCCCAGAAGAAAGGAUUUCAAGGAUCCUUUGAAGAAUUGUGCAGAAACAAGGAUGUCAAAAAAGCUAUCCUGGAAGACAUGGUGAGACUCGGGAAGGAUUCUGGUCUAAAAACAUUUGAACAGGUCAAAGGCAUUGCUCUACAUACUGAAUUAUUUUCUGUUGACAAUGGCCUUCUGACUCCAACAAUGAAGGCAAAAAGGCCAGAGCUACGGAACUAUUUCAGGUCGCAGAUAGAUGAACUAUAUUCCACUAUCAAGGUUUAAGGUGAGGAAGAAAGCCAAGAAGAAACUCACGCCUCCACAAUCCCUUCUCCUGCUGAUGGCCUUCACCUUGGUAACUUUGCCUGCAGCAUAGGGAAGGAAACAUCGUGUUUGAUUUGUACAUUGGGGUCUUGCCACAGGAAUAUUAGAGGAAAUGGAACACUGCCUUACAGUCUCCUCGUGUUGCAGACCAUGUUCAUGGUGAUGUACACUUUCCAAAAUGAGCCUUAAAAAUUGUAAAGGGGAAACUAUAAAAAGUGCUAAGUUAUUUGAGACUUCCUCAUUUAAUAAGGUAGGGUGUUAAAACUUCUGUCUCCCUGUUUUUCUAACCAAGGCGUUAGGACUUUGCUAUUUUUGUGAUGUCUGCCACUUGCUGCAAUGUCUGCAGCUGUCUGCUGCUCUGAAGAGUACAGUGCACUGGAGGAAAGCUGUCCCUUAAAAACAAGAACAAGGUUCCCUGCUGGAGAAUUUCACAAGCAGACCAGAGAGUUCUUCUAUAAUCCCUGCUGUCUUCCCUUCCCCAUUUCACGUGCACUCACACAACCCUCCUGAUUUGUAAGGGUUCAGAACAGUCCCCUAUUGCUCCCACAGGGACAAAAGGUUCCCAAUAAACCAAAGGAUGGAUCCACCUCAGAACAAUGCAGGUGCCAAGUCUCUGAAGAACGGCUGGCUGGCUGUCAGAGCCAAAGGCUUCUUGCUCACACAGCAGGAUGAUCUGGAACUCUUCCAGAUCUGGCUCCCUCCCUCACCGGCCAAGGGGUUAUGAAAAAUCCUGCCUUAGACUCUACAGUGAAGACAGCAUUUCAAGAAAGAGUUACCUGAAUCAACUGUGAUGCCUGAAGAGCUGUCCACUUGAUCUUCGUGAACCUCUCACUGUUUGUAAUGGCCAAUGGGCUUUUAAUGUGGUUUUCAUAUCAAAUGAUGGUGUGAUUAAUUUGCUUCCUACCCCCCAAACAAACUCUCAGGCAAAGCAUGUCUUCAAAAAUAUUAAGGAAGUAGAUAUACUUGGGUACUUAUUGAAAUGGUCAGUGAUAAGUAAAUGUUCUUAUAUCGUAAUACUACCUGAUUUCUAUGAAAUGUAUUUGACAAGCCAAAAUUCUGGGUUGUAGAACUCUGGAAAAAAAAUCAUUUCCUGGGAUUAAUUUCUCAAGGGAUUUUUUACAAGUUAAUGUGACAACUAACCGCAUUUCUCUUUAUUGCAAGUCUUUGCUACUUGUGGCUGAAUUGAGCUGUGACUGACACGCUGGAAGCCACCGUUGUUGGAUAUGUGAGAGUAGGAGUAUCAUACAAGCACAACAGGGUUUGCACUAAAGAAUUGUCAUGGUAAUAACACUAUUUGGUAGCCUAACUUCAUAUAUGUAUUCUUAAUUGCACAAAAAUUCAACAAUUUGUCACCUUGGGGUUUUGAAUGUUUGCUUUAAGUAUUGGCUCUUUCUAUGUUUUAUAAACCAAAACAGAAUUUCCAAAAACAAUGAAGGAAACCAAAAUAAAUAUUUCUGCAUUUCGAGUGAGUGAAACUUCUCUUUUAAUGUCAAGUUGAACAUUUGGGACAACCCAUGGUAUGCAGAAGCAAAGAGCAGUGGUCCUCAGCCCCAAAUCCCUCCCCACUGCUUCCUUUGCUUUCCAGGUCUCCUUCUUGAACUCAUUUGCCCUUGGACCUUCUAGACACUGACCCGAACCUCUCACCAGGUUGUCUCUAGCAAUCGUCUUAAUGUGUUGUGGAGAAGAACAUCAUGGUGUGAAUAAAAUGGAUAUUCCUCAAAGUGGAACUUUGCUGGAAAGCAACAUUUCGGCAAACAUUGAAUGUACUUAGUGGUCCAUAGGGUUCAUAGUGGAUUCAAUUCUAUAUUUUAGUAAUUCCCUUACUGUAGAACCAUUUUAGACAGUGUCUCAUUU